UUUUACAAGUAGGGGUUAAGCUAAAUUGAUGCAAAUACAAACACGCACCAGCCAGCCACACUUUUUCUAAAAUCUUUCAUCAUUUAUUUUUUUGUCAUUUCAGAGGUUAUCAUAAUUUGUGUGUGUGUGUUCUGUGCACGUACGUGUGCGUGUGUGUGUGUGUUUGUGUGCAAGCAUCCAGCUCGGAAGCAGCGCAGGGUUGCGCCCACCAAGCAGGUGAAAAGGUUAUUGAUCUUGAAAUGGCGUCCCACAUGUUCACCGCAGCCUGCCUUCUCCUUGCAAGAAUCACAGUAACGCACCAAAGUACUCACAUGAGCUCAUUGUACACGUUUCUGUUCCCCCCACGCGGCCCUCAGAUGUUUCCGUGUCUCACGUACUUGGAGAGGAACGUCAGGGUCGACUGUGAGUUCCCGCCAACCAACGAGAUCCCGGGCCCCUACUGUGAGUAUCGUCAGGACAGCAGGCUGGUGGGCAGCACCUACCCCAACUUCGUCAUCUACGUGUCCAUCGAGGACCGCAGGAGGAGCAACGUCAGCCUGGCCGCCCCCAAUCUCUGCCGCCUCAUCUGGGCGCCGUUGGCCGACGAGAAACCUUACACGUACACGUGCAGAGUGUACCAGGGAGGGAGCUGGAAGGAGAACAGCAUGGCCGUGCAUCACCGGAUUCUUCCCAUCUGCUCUGCGAUCGGCGUCACACUGCACUCGGCUCUGUUGCUUUCGUCACAGAUGAUGUCACUUCCUGUGGCAGUGGGUCUCCUGAGUCCUUGAGCUCCUCCUCAAGACACAGUGGACCUUUCGAAACAUGGUUUGCAACUCACGUUGGAGGAUAUACUCAAUUUGAAAUGAGUGAUUCAGAAAGAUUCCAAACACAUCACAGGGGCCUUCUCUAAGCACCUUUUUCAGUUCACCCUCAUUAAGAAACAGAUUUGUUUCAAAGACCAAAUAAUGAUUUUUUUCAAUAAAUGUGCCCCAUUCCUCAAAAUGUCUGCAAACAUCAUUUAUAGCAAUCAUAAUCUUUGCUAUUUAUCGGCUUUCUGGACACAUUCUUAGGCACAAUUUCACAACUCAAUGUGUUCCAACCCAGUUUCACCGCGCAGGUAAUCAACAUACCGUAUUAGAAGCUGCUCUCAGUGUAUUACGCUGCAAACUGCAACCACAAUAAUAAACAUUGUCAAAUUAAAUCCUCUUCAAAAGUGCAUAUCAUUCCAUUUGUAAAGGCAAAAUGUACAAAAUAGCUCAGUAGUUCUCACAUUAUUUUUUUUUACAAUUUACCACCUGAGAGAACACUUGUGUCUCCAUGUACCACCAUUAUGGCCGACAUUAAAAAUACAGUAAAUGCUAGGUUAAGGCCUAAAUGCUCUUUAAAAACAAGGCAGAGGUUUUAUUCAAAGGGGAACAUUAUCACCAGACCUAUGUAAGCGUCAAUAUAUACCUUGAUGUUGCAGAAAAAAGACCAUAUAUUUUUAAAACCGAUUUCUGAACUCUAAAUGGGUGAAUUUUGGCUAAUUAAACGCCUUUCUAUUAUUCGCUCUCAGAGCAAUAACGUCACAAUGUGACGUCACAUAGGUAGUCAAUACACCUUUUUCUCAAACAUAUUACAAACAACAAGUCAAAUCAGCUCUGUUAUUUUCCGUUUUUUCGACUGUUUUUUCCGUAUCUUGGAGACAUCAUGCCUCGUCGGUUUGUUGUCGGAGGGUGUAACAACACGAUCAGGGACGGAUUCAAGUUGAUUUACGUGGAGUUUGCAUCGAUUAGCACGACAUGCUAAUUGAGGCUAACAUGCUAUUUAGGCUAGCUGUAUGUACAUUUGUAGCUAUAUUUGCAUCCAGCCUUUCCCUCCACCCAGAUUUAAUGCCAAACAAACACUUACCAAUCGAUGGAUUUAAGUUGCUCCAGUGUCAAAAGAUGCGAAAGUCCCUCGUUUGGUCUGCACAUUUUACCGACGAUGCUAAGACAGACAUGGCACAGAGAUGUAUGGAUAUCCUGCGACACUCAAUAGUUAGUUAGAAGGCGAUUGCCGAAUAGCUUCAAUAGCUAUUCGCUCAAUAGCUUCAGUUUCUUCUUCAAUUUCGUUUUCGGUAUCUGCCUCCACACUCCAACCAUCUGUUUCAAUACAUCCGUAAUCUGUUGAAUCGCUUAAGCCGCUGAAAUCCGAGUUUAAAUCCGAGCUAAUGUCGCUAUAUCUUGCUGUGCUAUCCGCCAUGUUGGCAUCACUAGAUGACGUCACAGGAAAAUGGACGGUGGAUUUACAGAUAGCGAAAAUCAGGCACUUUAAAGCCUUUUUUCAGGAUAUUCCAUGAUGGGGUAAAAUUUGGAAAAAAACUUCUAAAAAUAAAAUAAGCCACUGGGAACUGAUUUUUAUUGGUUUUAACCCUUCUGAAAUUGUGAUAAUGUUCCCCUUUAACAAUUAUUUUCAAUAUAUUGGCCACAUUUGCAAACAGCUAAAAUUAUACACAAAGCAAACUAUAACCUGCUACCCAAGAAUGUACAACACUUCUUCUCAACAAAAGAGGCGAAAUAUACCCUUGGAAGAAAAUGUAAUUUAAAACAUGUGUUUGCGCGUAAAACACUUAACACUUUUAGUAUAUCAGUAUGCGAAAUUAAUUUAUGGAACGGAUUAACCAAAGAAAUCAAACAAAGCACCGAUAUGAUUCAGUUUAAGAGACUGUUCAAACUACAAGUGUUCACAACGUACACAGAAGGAAAAUAAUGAUGAACAUCUUGAACCCUUUUUCCCCCCUUUUUUUUUAUUGAGACAUGGAUUAUUUAUGUAUUUAAAAUGUGUAUGUUUACUAUGGUACGUUAUUUAUAUAUUAUUUAUCUGUUCACUGUUCUGUUACAGAGAACAAAGAAAUUGGAUACAAUUGUUAUGGUAUGAAAAGGGGUAGGAUUAAAAUUUUGGGCGUUGGCGUAGCGAAUGUCAUAGUAAAACAAGAGCGGUGCUGAUAAGAGGGAGCAGAUGAUACUCAAUGAUUUAAAGAAAUAAAUUAUCGAAAACCAUGACCACGGUGUACCUCCUGUCUUAGCGCUAGCAUGAGCCAUCCAUAAAGGCUAUAAUAACGCCAGCCAAAGGGCGAUGAAAUACUUUUUAAAGGCAUUUAUCAAUUAAACUAUGUAAAAGCUGCUGAUGAUGUAUUUGACGGAGAAGUCCACUCUCCAAGAUAUUAUUGCAUUACUUCAAAAAAGUAUCGUAGUUGUUUACAGCGCCUUCUGAUGUAUACUUGUUGUGUUAUUGUGUUAUGUUUUGCUCGUAUAAAAACAUGACACAUUGUGGAGUUUUUCGAGGGCUUAGAAUAGAUUAAUUUUCAAUCAACAGAACUGAUUGAACAUGUAUGUUGAGGUACCACUGUAUGAAGGGAAGCUCUACUUUAUAUCCCGCCAUCUUCCUGCUUUGAGCACGUAAACUACGCCCCACGUAACACACAUGCAUCAUCUUUGUUUUUUUGUCAGCUAAUAAUAGGGAUUUGGUCAGGUUUAGCUUCUAAUACUGGCUAUCAAUGAAUGUGUAUUCUAUCAUAACCGCAACGAGACUGCAGAGUCAUUUGUGUACGUACACUAGUGAUAUCAUGAGCUAGCCAGUGGUGUUCUUGUCACAUGUUUUGGUUUAAAAAAUGUAGUGUGCAGAAUGCUGGAGCCAGACAAAUAGAUAUAUGCUAAGGAGCGAUUUAAAAUGUGCACUGAGAGUUCAGGCUUGUUCAUAUUUGUCAUAUUGUAUCAACCAGUUGCACGGUCGUUUGUCAUAUAAAGACGAGAUAUAUAUAUUCACAUCAUUUUGGGGGUUUCUUUAUUUAUUUGGGUUAUUCAAGUACAUGGUCAUGUACAAGAUUGGGGAAUGUUGGCACAGGCGAGGCUGGAGUACGGGUAUGCACAUAAAAAGUAAAUCCUAUAUGCUAUCAUUAUUGCAUUACAUUCCUUUCUUAGUAUUUAUAUUUUUUGGCAGAUGUGUGUCAAACCCAUCCAAUGCAUUACAUUAUUACUGUUUUUUCCCCCCAAUGUGUUCAUUCUAUGCCGCUAGUAUUGUUUUCCAGUUUUGAACACAGCUUUUAUUAAAUAAAAAGAUAUGAUAUCACCAAAGGUGUACUAAAUGCUAUAACAUAGCUAUAGCAAUAAAUGUGUAUAUGCACACA
Nerophis ophidion (straightnose pipefish) is the source of this 4126-nucleotide messenger RNA. RefSeq lists its product as uncharacterized. Bases 240 to 767 code for a protein of 175 amino acids. The record is from RefSeq and is a predicted model, not a curated record. NCBI's taxonomy places the organism in Eukaryota, Metazoa, Chordata, Actinopteri, Syngnathiformes, Syngnathidae. The transcript has 4 exons.